UCUGAGCCCCCGACCUGAGCACACUUGUCAUUUUGCUCCAGCCCGGCAGGAAAAGAAGCUUCGCUCCGCCACCCGCGUAUAAGACAAGAACCCAAGAAGCAAAAUGGAGGUGGCCGGCGCGCUCGCCUCCGUCCUCUUCGCCGCCUUCUCGCUCCCUUGCCUCCUCCUGCUCGUCGUCGUGGCCGAGGCCGGCCUCCGCCUCGCCGCGCUCGCGCUCCGCGGCGAGGCGUUCGGGUGGCCGUCGCGCUCGGCCUUCCUCGGCUACCGCAUCGCGCGGGCCGGCAAUUUCUCCUCCGCCGCCACGGCCGUCGGCGGCGGCGUCUUCCAGCAGGAGGAGCUGCUGCCGGCCGAGUACCUCGACCUCCUCGCCGUGGCGGUGUACCGCCGCGGUGGAGACAAGUGGGCGGCCGUGGACUGCGUGUUCUGCCUGUCGCGGAUCGACGACGGCGAGGAGGUGCGCGAGCUCCGGUGCCGUCACGUCUUCCACCGCGAGUGCCUCGACUCCUGGCUCCUCCGUCCGCGCGCCACGUGCCCGCUCUGCCGCGACCGCCUCCUCCCCUGCGAGCCUCCCCGCGCCUGCGCACGCGCCCUCCACGACGACGAAAUCUACGUCGACGAGCACGAGGACCCGCCCUCGUCCUCCUCCUCGUCCUACUCCCACGACGCCGCGCUGUGGCACAUGUAAUCAAGCCAGCAAACGAUCAAUGCGGGCCGGCCGUUCACUCCCCUGCGCCGCUUGCUCCAUUUUUACCACGCGAGAGGCAGAGUUCCCGUUCUUUUUACCUCCUUUUCCCCCGUUCACGUAGCUGGUGAAAUCUCUCGCUGAAAAAGGUGAUGUAUAGGGCGAAAAAGCAUUGCAGAGACCGAGCUCCACAUAGCUCUUUAUUUUUUUCAGCGAAAAUACUAUUUUCACACAUUAAAAAAAUCUGAAAAAAAGUCUAUACAUACAUGUGUAUUUGUAUUAUACACGUAUGAAAUUUCAUGAACAUAUAUGUUUUCAUGUAGUGUAUAUGAAAAAGAUAAAUACACAGAUUAAUAUAGGCUAUAUCUUUGUUGUUUUUAUGUCAGAUAUUUAUCUUUUUUGUGUAGCACGCAAAUAACUGAAUUACAUGAUGAAACUUUUUACCUACUUGACAAACAUGCAUAUGUAUUUGUAUAAACUUUUAAGUAUAUUUUGAAUUUUU
Messenger RNA from Triticum aestivum (bread wheat), 1184 nucleotides. RefSeq names its product E3 ubiquitin-protein ligase RNF181 homolog. The transcript has a single exon. Gene Ontology annotation, biological process: protein ubiquitination. NCBI's taxonomy places the organism in Eukaryota, Viridiplantae, Streptophyta, Magnoliopsida, Poales, Poaceae. Bases 104 to 685 code for a protein of 193 amino acids. The record is from RefSeq and is a predicted model, not a curated record. Gene Ontology annotation, molecular function: ubiquitin protein ligase activity.